ACUGUUAGGUGAACGUCACUGCCUCCUCUCUCUCUCUCUCUUCACACUCUCUUCCGCUUUCUCUUGAGUAUGUCUGUUUUUGUUUACUAAAGAUUGCUAUCAUUCAUUCUUCCUUUUUCUUCUUAGCUUUCUCUCUCUUGUACAAUCUUCUUCAAUUCUCUUAUAAUAAUUAUUAUUAUCAUUCUUUUUUUUUUUUGGUUCUUUCAAAAGCACAAAGUUUUCUUCUCAGAUAGCAAGAGUUUUAGCUUUCCAGAUUCUUUCCCGGGGAAAGCCUAAAAAGAGCAAAGGAAAAAUAGAGGAGAGAAAAAAAAUAAAAAUUGAUUUCAUUAUGUGUUUGAAGGGCACUGAAGAAGAACAAAACAAAAGGAUUGUUACAUAGUUCCCUUGCUGUGAAUAUUGCACUUUAAUCUCAAAAUCUGGUUUUUAUAAAGGAAAAGAGAAGCACCCUCUUUCUCUCUCUCUCUCUAUAUCUCAUAUAUACUCUGUAACCAUCAAGCUAUAUACCCCUUCUAAAAAAGAUGCCCUUGGAAGGGAUUUUCAUUGAACCUACUUCAACUUCUACACCUGAUCUUUCCCUUCACAUAAGUCCACCAAGCACUUCCUUUUCCUCUUCUUCGAUUUGCAACAACAACAACACAUCUGGUGGUGGUGGUGGCAUCAAUUAUGAGGCACGCAAUUCAACAAGCACAAAUUUCCCUUCACAAGCUCACAUUGAGCUUUCUUUGGGAAGGAAUUUCAGUGUUGGAGGAGGAAGAGGAGGAGGAGGAGUUCCUGAAGAACCACUACCACACCACAACAACAACAUCAACAAUAACCCUUAUUAUCAAACCCAACAGGCUCAUUUCCAUCAUCUUCAACACCAUUCUAAUGCUUCAAGAGCAACAACAACGACAAGCACUACUACAAGUUCCUCCAAUCACAUGAGUCACAUAAAUUAUGGGGUUUCUUUGCUUGAUGUGUCAUCAGAAGGAUUGAGGCCAAUCAAGGGGAUUCCGGUGUAUCACAACCGUUCAUUCCCUUUCUUGCCCUCGGAACAUUCAAGAGACAACAAGGAUCAUCAUGCCAAAAUGUGUUUAUAUCAUCACAUGCCAACAUAUCCCUCUUUGUCCUCUUCUUGUUCUCCUCUGUGUUCUUCUUCGUCUUCUUCUUCUUCUCCAGCUGCACCCUACUUCGCCGCUGCUACCGCGGCGUAUAGGGCUGCCACGGCCACAAGGUUUAAUGGAAUUUCCGGGGAGGCUUUCAAAUCUCAUCAUCCAUUGCACCACCAUCACUCAUCAUCACCACACUAUGGGGUUGGACUUGGACCCUCUCAUGAGACCUCUGCAGGGUUGAUGAGAUCAAGGUUUUUGCCAAAGUUGCCAGCAAAGAGGAGCAUGAGAGCACCGAGAAUGCGGUGGACAAGCACACUCCACGCUCGAUUUGUCCAUGCUGUGGAGCUUCUUGGUGGCCAUGAAAGAGCUACACCAAAGUCAGUUCUUGAGCUCAUGGAUGUGAAGGAUCUCACAUUAGCUCAUGUCAAAAGCCAUUUGCAGAUGUAUCGAACUGUUAAGACCACUGACAAGCCUGCUGCUUCUUCAGGCCUUUCAGAUGGAUCAGGAGAAGAUGACAUGUCUCCAAUGGGAAGCAGUGGUGGAAUGCGUCAAUUUUCAGACCAAAGAAGCCUUUCUGAUCGACCACUGCAACAAGAUAUGGACUACUCUUCAGGCAACAACACUCUAUGGAGUAACUCUUCAAGCAGUAGAGAAACAUGGCAACAAAAUAACUCUAAUGACGUAGAUGGUUUCAGACCCCCAAUCUUCCAGUCACAACAAAUAUCAGGAGGGCAUCAAAUUCAGCAGGAGUGUGAUUCAACCCAACUCAAGAACAGUUUGUCAGGAUCAAAUUUAGAGUGCAAGAACCCAAGUUUGGAGUUCACAUUAGGGAGACCAGAUUGGAAUGGCAAAGGACAAGCCUAAUUUUCAUUGGUUCCCUUAUUGUCUCUAGCUAGUUUGCUUAAUUAGUUUAAUUACAACCCACGGUAACAUGUGACAAACUUCGUAAUCUUUCCUGAAAUAGAGAGGUGUUGUACUAUAUAUAUAUAUAUAUAUAUAUAUUCAAUCAGAAAAAUAAAAUUAAAAGCCCUAUAUAGUUCUAUAAA
Molecule: messenger RNA, 2137 nt
Organism: Glycine soja
Lineage: Eukaryota; Viridiplantae; Streptophyta; Magnoliopsida; Fabales; Fabaceae
Product: transcription repressor KAN1-like
Exons: 6
Coding region: 519-1955 (478 amino acids)
Biological process (GO): abaxial cell fate specification; regulation of DNA-templated transcription
Cellular component (GO): nucleus
Molecular function (GO): transcription cis-regulatory region binding
Source: RefSeq, a predicted model, not a curated record